This is a messenger RNA of Exophiala bonariae, 1629 nucleotides long. RefSeq lists its product as uncharacterized. The transcript has 3 exons. Gene Ontology annotation, cellular component: peroxisomal matrix; cytoplasm. The coding region runs from base 1 to 1629 and encodes 542 amino acids. Gene Ontology annotation, molecular function: malate synthase activity. The record is from RefSeq and is a predicted model, not a curated record. Lineage: Eukaryota; Fungi; Ascomycota; Eurotiomycetes; Chaetothyriales; Herpotrichiellaceae. Gene Ontology annotation, biological process: glyoxylate cycle.
AUGGCCACUAUUGAAACCAUCAACGAAGGCGUCGCCAUCAAUGGAGUGGUCAAGGAUUCUUUCCGCAAGAUCCUUACUCCCGAAGCCACUGCUUUCCUCGCCCUCCUCCAUAGAUCAUUCAACGAUACAAGGAAAUCCCUUCUCCAAAGACGAGUGAUCCGUCAACAAGAGAUUGACAGGGGCAAUCUGCCCGAUUUUCUCCCCGAGACCAAGCAUAUUCGUGAGAAUGAUGCAUGGAGAGGUGCCCCUCCAGCUCCUGGUCUAAUCGACCGACGAAUUGAGAUUACCGGCCCAACGGAUCGUAAAAUGGUCGUCAAUGCCCUCAACAGCAAUGUGUGGACCUAUAUGGCCGAUUUCGAAGAUUCCCAAGCUCCCACAUGGGAUGCCCAGGUCGCUGGCCAAGUCAAUCUGUACGAUGCCAUUCGCCGACAAGUGGACUUCAAACAGGGAGAAAAAGAAUACAAGCUUCGCACCGAUAGAGUCCUACCAACCUUGAUUGCUCGUGCUCGAGGUUGGCAUUUGGAUGAGAAGCAUUUCACCGUCGAUGGUGAGCCCAUCUCUGGCUCACUUUUCGACUUUGGUUUAUACUUUUUCCACAAUGCUUUCGAGCUCGUCAAGCGAGGUUUCGGCCCAUAUUUCUAUCUCCCAAAGAUGGAAUCUCAUCUCGAGGCUAGACUGUGGAACGACGUUUUCAACCUGUCGCAAGAUUAUAUUGGCAUGCCCCGUGGCACCAUUCGAGGAACCGUUCUCAUUGAAACCAUCACAGCCGCCUUCGAAAUGGACGAAAUCAUCUACGAAUUGAGAGAUCAUUCUUCCGGUCUCAAUUGUGGACGAUGGGAUUACAUCUUCUCUGUGAUCAAGAAAUUCCGCCAACAUCCCAACUUUGUUCUUCCAGAUCGGUCUGCCAUAACCAUGACCGUUCCAUUCAUGGACGCAUAUGUUCGUCUCCUCAUCAAGACCUGCCAUCGCCGUGGAGUUCAUGCCAUGGGCGGCAUGGCAGCCCAAAUCCCUAUCAAGGACAACCCGGAAGCCAAUGAGAAGGCCAUGGAAAAUGUACGACAAGAUAAACUCCGUGAAGUCCGAGCUGGUCACGAUGGAACUUGGGUUGCCCACCCUGCUCUUGCAUCAAUCGCCGCCGAAGUCUUCAAUAAACACAUGCCGACCCCCAAUCAGCUCUAUAUCCGUCGUGAAGAAGUCAACGUCACCGCCAAUGAUCUGCUCAACAUGAAUGUCCCUGGCACCAUUACCGAAGAUGGCAUCCGAAAGAAUCUUAACAUCGGCCUCGGAUAUAUGGAAGGUUGGCUGCGAGGAAUCGGCUGUGUACCGAUCAACUAUUUGAUGGAGGAUGCUGCAACCGCUGAGGUUUCACGAUCACAGCUAUGGCAAUGGGUCAAGCACGGUGUCAAGACGGCUGAUGGUCAGACCGUGGACAAGGCUUACGCUUUACGAGUGUUGAAGGAACAAGCCGAUGAGCUGUCCUCAAAAGCACCCAAGGGUAACAAGUAUCAUCUUGCUGCUCGAUACUUUGAAGGCCAGGUGACUGGUGAGGAUUACGCAGACUUCUUGACCAGUCUUCUCUACAAUGAGAUCACCACCGUGGGGUCAUCGCAGCCUAUUGCCAAGCUGUAG